Molecule: messenger RNA, 396 nt
Organism: Porites evermanni
Lineage: Eukaryota; Metazoa; Cnidaria; Anthozoa; Scleractinia; Poritidae
Source: the annotation of a GenBank genome assembly
AUGGAGGAAGGUGAUGUUGGCUUAUGCCAGCGAAAAAAUCCAAGUGACAAGCAUCAUUCAGGUGCUCAGAAGCAUGAUGAAGAGAAUGUUUACCGCCAGGAGACAAAUGUCCUGGAGCAUAUUUCAGAAAACCACAUGAAAGGCAGCCAUCUACCUGGAAAAAGUUAUUUUAUUUCAGAUGACAUGAGUUAUGUUUUUGAGACAUUUGUUCAAGAUACAAUGAACAGACCGGAUAAGUCAUUUCAACAUAGAAAGCACAGAAAACGCGGAGUCAGACAAAAGACCUUUUCGAUGCAAAUUGGAAUUCAUGGACGUUUGAAAGUUCCGUGUCAUACAGUGACUGUCAUAUAUGACAUCAAUAACAAUGACAUAAUAACAGCAUUCCCAACCAUUUAA